Messenger RNA from Penicillium manginii, 948 nucleotides. RefSeq names its product YeeE/YedE family protein. The transcript has 2 exons. Gene Ontology annotation, cellular component: plasma membrane. The record is from RefSeq and is a predicted model, not a curated record. The coding region runs from base 1 to 948 and encodes 315 amino acids. Lineage: Eukaryota; Fungi; Ascomycota; Eurotiomycetes; Eurotiales; Aspergillaceae.
AUGUUCACACCCAUUCAAACAUCCCUCGGAGCCUGGCUUCUAUUUCAGGGCUCCUCAGGCCUACUCGUUCAUAACGGCGCUGUCUUCGGUAUAUCCUCCCUUAUUUCGGGCUCCGUUUUCAAUCCCUCAAGGGAUAACGUUCCUAUCAUCACUGGCUUGGUCUCGAGCAUUCUACCAGUCUAUCUGCUCGCUCCAUCUCUACUCCCGAGCUAUCCUGCGGCCCCGGAUUCAUUGGCGACGGCGGCGACAACGUUUGGAGUCGGACUUCUCCUAGGUUGGGGUACAAAGAAUGGCCGAGGAUGCACUUCCGGACACAUGCUCUGCGGCAUAUCACGAUUAUCACGACGCUCAAUAAUUGCAACAGCUAUAUUCUUCACGACAGCUCUCAUAACCGCUAAUGUCGUCGGGGGAGGCUCAAACAUUCCAUCCUGCGGCCUCAACACACCAUGCUACACACCCACAUAUCCCUCCACACCCGAACUAGCCUUUAUAUCCGGUGCGGUGAUACUAUCAACGCUCGCGAAUUUCUUCAUUAUUCCCGAAUCCUUCUCCCGGACCGAAAUAUGUCGAGCUAUUUUUGCCUACAUCGCCGGACUUGAGUUCGGCCUCGGCCUCUUGAUCUCAGGAAUGGCGGACUCGGCUAAGGUCUUGCGGUUCUUUGCUCUACCCACCGAUCCGUCUCGCUUUGAUCCCUCCUUGGCUCUUAUCAUUGCCUUUGGUCUUGGUCCUUCACUUGUGACGUAUCUGUCAUUGAAACCGGGUCGAUCGUUGGGGAAGGAUACAGAUGUCGCAAAGCCGACGCUAGCUGAGCGUUGGAGAUUGCCUACUGCGACGGUGGCGGAUAUUGACUGGCGAUUUGUGGCUGGCGCACUGGCUUUUGGCGUGGCGUGGGGGGUUAAGAGGAGUUUGUCCUGGUCCAGCUCUUUUGAGAACAGUUCUUCAGCCUAG